AUGGCGAAGGCAAACCCUCCCAAAGAAAGGUAUACCUUGGCAGAGCUUUUGGAUAUUCUUGAUACAAAUAAUCCAUCUGGAAAUUUUUGUAAUGUAACAGUUGUGCCAGAGUCUGAGAAGAAAGCUCAUGACACAGAUUGUGAUAGCGAUGGAUCUGAUGAUGACGUGGCAUGCGAUUACAAGCGCCUACCAUCAAGGUUGCUGAAAGGAGAGGGCUUAAUCUCUGAUGAUGUUUUUCAGCUACCCCUCCUUGACAUGGGAGAUGUACUUGAAUGCCCUGCGGCCUUAGUUAAUGCAUCUACAGAGCCAAACACCAUCAAUGCUGUUGAGGAAAAGGAAAAUAGUCCAACAACCCCUGGACCCAUGCUUAAGAAAAUAAAAAACAAAGAGCGGAAGUUCAAGAAAUUUAAGGCAGAUACCAAAAAAACAAUACAGGCUAAGCGUCAUCAACUCCCUCCCUAUCAACCCAAGCUAACCAAUCCCAUCACCACAUCAAAUGAUCCAGCAGACAUCUUUCUCACAUUCUAUCCCAAAUCACUACGGGAUAUCACCCUGGAAAUGUUGAAUACUUAUGCAGCACAGAAAGGUGCCACCCUCAAUCUCACUGAUGAAGAGCUCCUAACAUUCUACGGCAUUCUUUUGACCACUGGGUACAACUCAGUCCCAAGACAACGUCUUCUUUGGUCAGGCGACAAUGAUGUCAACAACACAAGCAUUAAAGAUGCCAUGCGGAGGAACAGAUUUGAUGAGAUAAUGGCUUCCAUUCAUGUUGUGGACAACAUGAAAAUCACAGAUGACUCUUUCUUCAAGGAGCGUCCCGUGUUUGAGGAGCUGAAUAAAGUCACCAAAACCAUGACUAUUCAGGAAUAUCUGGCAGUGGAUGAGAUGAUGAUUGAGUACUUUGGAAAGAUGGAGCCAUACGCAGGUAGCCACACUCGUCUCGUUGAAACUGGACUGGGUCAGGGUCCAAGUGUGGUUCUUGGCUUGGCAGAGAAAGCUGGAGUGCCACCUGGAUGCAAGUUCUAUCAUGACAACCUAUUCACAACACUCACCCUGGUUGAUGAGAUGACCAAAAGGGGCUACGGCAGCUGUGGCACACUUCGGGAAAAUCGCCUCUUUGAUAUCCCACUGACACCAUCAAAGAUCUUCCGGAAGACCUCAAGAGGCAAUGUCGAAUUCCUUAUUGAAGAUGGAAAACUGAUUGUGAGAUGGAAUGACAACAGCGUGGUCACUGUUGUGACCAAUAUGGAGAAUAAGUACUCCGAUGUCGACACUCAACGAUGGAACAAACAAAAACAUGCAAUGGAUAAAGUGAAACAGCCUACUUGUAUAAAGAGCUACAACACACAUAUGGGAGGUGUUGACCUGCACGACGAUGUGUGA
Misgurnus anguillicaudatus (oriental weatherfish) is the source of this 1383-nucleotide messenger RNA. The record is from RefSeq and is a predicted model, not a curated record. Lineage: Eukaryota; Metazoa; Chordata; Actinopteri; Cypriniformes; Cobitidae.